UAGCAAAAUGGUGUCUGACUUGUUCAGCUCGUAAGAGAGUCCAUUUGUUGUUAGUGAGAAAGUGUUUGUCAGCUUCAGCAGUAGUGAUCAACAGGGCCUCUGUAUGUCUGAACGGACUCUGGCCUGAAUGUUUUUCCUCUGACUCAUUACCCGGUAAGUUAGCCUACAAAGCUACUAAAGAUAGCUUAGCAUGCUAGCUAGAAUUAAGACUGACGGUGACGGAAGUUAGCAACACAGCAUCCUGUUAGAGUGAAUGACGGAGGGCAAACGGUGUUUUUUUGACGUGGAGACAAAAGUUUCUGUCUUUGUGUUGAAAUGUCUAAAGCCCAAAUGCUGAGAGCGUUGGUGAGGCAGCGACUAACUGUGGCUGCUGAAGAAAUAUUUGGGCUGUUUGAAAGAACGAUAGCACAGUACGAGGAGGGGCUUUGUCGAUCAAAAGAGGAGAACGAGCGACAACGGAAACUACUGGACGCUGUUUUCAGCCCUCAGCUUCAGUUACACAGAGCAGCUUUACCUUUAGAUGUCCAGAAAGUAAUUGUUGGUGAAGAAGAGCAGCAGAAGUCCCGUUCCAGUCUGGACCAGGAGGACCCAGAGCCCCCACACAUUAAAGAGGAACAGGAGGAACUCUGGAGCAGUCAGGACGGAGAGCAGCUUCAAGGGCUGGAGGAGGCUGAUAUCAAGUUCACAUUUACUUCUGUCCCUGUGAAGAGUGAAGAAGAUGAUGAAGAGAAAGCUCAGUUCUCACAGCUUCAUCAAAGACAAACUGAACAGAUGGAAACAGGAGCUGAUGGAGAGGACUGUGGAGGACCAGAACCAGCCAGAAACUCAGAUCCAGAUACACAUUUACAACCAGAUCCUGAAGACAAGACUGGAGUCUCUUCUGAACCCGAGACCGAUGACAGUGGUGACUGGAAGGAGACCAGAGAACCUCAGUUAAGCUUAAACUAUCUGAAAAGUGAUGAGGUCACUGUCAGUGGUUUGAGAUGUAAUGUUGGUGAGAAACCAUUUAGCUGCUCUGAGUGUGACAAAAGAUACGGUACCAGUGAACAUCUGAAGGUACACAUGAGAUCUCAUACAGGAGAGAAACCUUUUAGCUGCACAUUUUGUAAGAAAUCCUUUGCUCACAGUGGAAGUUUACACACUCAUGAGAAAAUCCACACAGGAGAGAAACCUUUUAGUUGCUUGGUCUGUAAGAGAUCUUUCAUACAGAGUGGGAGUUUACAGACACACAUGAAAAUCCACACGGGAGAGAAACCUUUCUGCUGCUCAGUUUGUGGGAAAGCUUUCACACAAGCAUCAAGUCUGAAACAACACAUGAGCAUCCACACAGGAGAGAAACCUUUCAGCUGCUCAGUGUGUGGUAAGUGUUUCAUAGGAAGUGGACAUUUGAACAGACACAUGAGGAAUCACACAGGAGAGAAACCGUUUAGUUGCUCAGUUUGUGGUAAUACUUUCACUCAAGUCUCAAGUCUGAGGCAACACAUGAGCAUCCACACGGGAGAGAAACCAUUCAGCUGCUCAGUGUGUAAUAAGUCUUUUACACAUAGAGGAAGUUUACAGUUUCACAUGGCAGUCCACACAGGAGAGAGACCAUUUAGCUGCUCAGUUUGUGAUAAAAGAUUUUCACGAAAGGGACAUUUGACACAACACAUGUGCAUCCACACAGGAGAGAAACGAUUCAGCUGCAGUGUUUGUCACAAAAGAUUUGCCUGGCGUCCACAGGUCAAAACACAUAAAUGUGUUGGCCACCAGUCCUCACACCUUCAUCAGAGUCAAACUGAGGACAACAGAGAGGCAGACCCUUCAGCCAGUAGCUCUACUGGCCAGAUGGAAACAGAAGCUGAUUUAGAGGACUGUGGAGGAGCAGAACCAUCCAGGAACUCAGAUCCAGAUACACAUUUACAACCAGUUAGUGAAGAUGACUCUCUGGACUCUUCUGAGACUGAAGUCAGUGCUGACGAUUGGGAGACCAGAGACCCUCUGUCAGGUUUACAUUCUUUGAAAACUGAUAAUGUCUCUGUCAGUGAUUUGAAAAUGUAGUACUGUUGAAAAACCAUUUAACUGCUUAACUGGCUUCUGAUAACAAGCCUGGAGACACUUCUGAACUGGAGACUGUGAUGAUGAUUGGACAGAGCCCAGCGGAACUCAGUCUGUAUGAAUUUUGUGAAAAAGUCCCUGUAACUGAUAUCAAAUGAAAUGUGUUGUGAGUGUGGUGAAACCAUAGAAUGUACAAAAUAAUGGAUGUAGCCACCAGGACAUCACCCAUUGGUUUGUAGACUCCUGUUUUGAAGCCUAGAGUUUGCCAUUUUGGAUUUAUGGAGCCAGAAGAGAUCGUUUUGGAGGAGAGAGUGGAGCUGUGGAUGAGUGAGGGGUGGGUCUAACACAUAAGCCCCAUUUCCACCAAGCAUUACAGUUCAGUUCAGUUCAGUUCAGUUCACUUCGGUACGCAUUUUUCCCAUUUCCAGUGUGGAAAGUUGUGGAUGGUACCAAUAGAACCGUUUUGUACCAUCCCCAUUUUUGGUGCUAGGUACCCUCUGUUGGAAUACCUAGCACACUGACCUGGUACUUAAAAGGUGGAGCUAGAAACGUUGUAGUCUGUUGAUUGGUCAAUAGAGGAUGGUCACUCGGCUCAGGGCUGAGUUGUGGCUGGAUUUGAAGCUUAUGUAACCACUGUUUAUACCAUAGAGAGUUUUACAUAUAUUGGUAAACUGUAACUAUGAAAUAAAAGGAUGUUUUGCUGCCUCUUGCAGCAGCUGUAGACUGUAGAGAAAAAAUCUCUUAAUUCACUGGUCCGACUGCCACCAACUUUUAAGGUGGAAUUUACUUGUAAUGUUACUCGAUGCAUGAGUUGACAGCGUGAAUCCAUCAGCACACCUAAAUUUCAGUGUGACAGCUUUGGUCGUUCCAUUAGUUUUUAUUGUCUCUCUUGGAUGAAAUACACUUUUAGUAAUGAGUUGAUCUUCAAGCGUUUAU
This is a messenger RNA of Epinephelus lanceolatus (giant grouper), 2973 nucleotides long. RefSeq lists its product as uncharacterized. Gene Ontology annotation, molecular function: DNA-binding transcription factor activity, RNA polymerase II-specific; RNA polymerase II cis-regulatory region sequence-specific DNA binding. The record is from RefSeq and is a predicted model, not a curated record. NCBI's taxonomy places the organism in Eukaryota, Metazoa, Chordata, Actinopteri, Perciformes, Serranidae. Gene Ontology annotation, biological process: regulation of transcription by RNA polymerase II. Gene Ontology annotation, cellular component: transcription regulator complex; PcG protein complex; chromatin.